Molecule: messenger RNA, 1320 nt
Organism: Coffea arabica (coffee)
Lineage: Eukaryota; Viridiplantae; Streptophyta; Magnoliopsida; Gentianales; Rubiaceae
Source: RefSeq, a predicted model, not a curated record
AUGGGUGACCUUUUGUUCAUUGAUGACAUCAAGCCUGGAAUGAAAUCUUGGACAGCUAUAGUAACGGUCCAAGAAAAAUUGAAUGUUGGCUCUGCACCCUCCACUCCAACAAAAUGGCAAAAGUUUAUUUUUGUUGACUCAAAUGGGUCAAAGGUCCAGGGAGUGCUUUUUGACUAUGCCAUACAGAAAAUGGGGCCUAAGCUCAAGCUUUACAAAAAAUAUCGCAUCUCAAAUGCUGAAGUCAGGGCUGCUGCUGAAAGGUUCCAGCUUGAUGGACUUAAACUCCAGUGGAUUAUAAGCACCAAAACUGUUGUUGAAGAAAUUGAUGAAGCUGAUUCAAGUGUGUUGCCGUUCCACUUUGAUUUCACGGCUUAUAAAGACCUGCCUCCUUACGUAGACAUGAAAUAUGAAACUGUUGAUGUCAUUGGAAUAGUCAUUCAUGCAUCGGCGAUUAUUCCAAUCCACAAAGAUUCACGUGAAUUACUGGUGCAAAAAUUUUGGCUUGUGAAUGAAGAAAUGAAUCCUAUUCUGCUGUCUCUUUGGAAUGAGUUCACUGAAAAUCAAGGAAAAUCUAUCACUGAUCUGAAAGACAAGCAUCCCGUUUUAAUAUGUCGCAGGCUCAAUGUUGUUAUGUACAAUGGAAUUGCUUUGUCAACUAGGAAUGACUCAGUUAUUCUUGUCAAUCCACCAGUCAGAGAAGCUAAUCAGCUAAAGCAUUGGGCUGCCAGGAAUGAAAAAAGCUUUGCGGGGCUUCUUCAGGAUAACAUGCAUGCUAAACAAAGUCCUCAGCUAUUUCACGAAUCACAUCAGAAAAUUAUUUCUAUCAUUGAUGUUGUACCAACGCAAAAGGUUUUCCUCAAAGCCAAUGUAUUGUCUAAUCUUAACUCGAGCUUUAUUACAUACAGGUGUCGCUUUGAUGUAGACCUCACUGACCACACUGAUACACUCACUGCAUCUGUGUUUGGUGACUUAGCUGAAACUUUGCUCACAUUUACUGCACUUGAAGCAAUGAAUUAUCACGAAGAGCUAAAGCCAGCAGCUACCAGGGAUGGAGGAGGUCAUCAGCGUUAUACAAUUGUCUAUUGUUUUGAGGAUGCAAGCUCUGAAGAAUCUGCUAACAAGUCUGCAAAUCCUAAUGUCCAGACUUGUUUUGAGGAAGUUGGCAAUACUGUCCCAGCAAGUGUAGCACCAGAAAACCAAGUUUCUUCAUCAAAGGUGCGAAUUCGUCUUGAUACAAAGUUUGAUCAAUCUGAAGAUGCAAACGACAAUACAUCCAAAGACGAGAAGGCAUCCAUCAGCAAAAAGGCAAAGAAAAAUUGA